UCCUGGUAUAUCUCCUGCCAAUGCUUGCUUUUUUGUCCUCCAUGCGUUCGCGUUAAAUAUUCCAUAUGUCUUGAUAUUAAGAGAAUGGCAAACAUACUCCAUCGCUCCUCCUGCUCUUAAUACAUCCCGAUAA
Molecule: messenger RNA, 133 nt
Organism: Ambispora gerdemannii
Lineage: Eukaryota; Fungi; Glomeromycota; Glomeromycetes; Archaeosporales; Ambisporaceae
Source: the annotation of a GenBank genome assembly